AUGCGCAGCCUUGGGCUCCUGCUGCUCGCCGCGCUGGGGCUGCAGGGGCCUGUACCCAGAGAGUGUGAGCUACAUCCUGGGGGCCCGAGGGCACACCUUCACCCUGCACCUUCGGAAGAACAGGGACCUGGUGGGCUCGGGCUACACAGAGACCUACACAGCCGCCAAUGGCUCCCAGGUGACAGAGCAGCUGCAGAGACAGGACCACUGCUUCUACCAGGGCCACGUGGAGGGGCACCCACACUCGGCCGCCAGCCUCAGCACCUGUGCCGGCCUCAGGCGGGCCCCGUCAUCCACCUGAUCGAGCCCCUGGCGGGGGCUGGGGAAGAAGGACCACACGCCCUGUACCUGGCACAGCACCUGCAGCAGGAGGCUGGCACCUGCGGCGUCAACGACAGCAGCCUGGAGAGCAUCCUGGGGCCGCGAGUAUCUGCAGCCCUCAGACCCCGGGUGAAACCCAGAGAGACCCGCUACGUGGAGCUGUUCGUGGUCACGGACAGCACGGAGUUCCAGCGGUUUGGGAGCAGAGAGGCCGUGCGUCAGCGGGUGCUGGAGGUGGUCAACCACGUGGACAAGCUCUAUCAGGAGCUCAAUUUCCGCGUGGUGCUCGUGGGCCUGGAGAUGUGGAAUGGUGGGGACAAAAUUCAGGUCAGCUCCCAGCCCGAAGCCACACUGGACAGCUUCCUGGCCUGGAGAACUCGAGAGCUGGUGGGCCGGGAGGCUCACGACAACGUGCAGCUCAUCACCGGGGUCGACUUCACCGGGACCACUGUGGGACUGGCCAAGGUGUCUGCCAUGUGCUCCCAGAACUCGGGGGCUGUAAACCAGGACCACAGCCCGAAUCCCAUCGGUGUGGCGAGCACCAUGGCCCACGAGAUGGGCCACAACCUGGGCAUGGACCACGACGAGAAUGUCGCCGGCUGCUACUGCCCGGUGCCGCGGGAGGGCGGCGGCUGCGUGAUGGCGGCCAGCAUCGGCUCCCGGUACCCCAGGAAGUUCAGUCAGUGCAGCCGGGCCGACCUGGAGACGUUCGUGGAGAAGCCCCGCACGGCCUGCCUGGUGGACACCCCGGACCUUGCCCGGCUGGUGGGCGGCCCUGUGUGCGGAAACGGGUUCCUGGAGCGCGGGGAGCAGUGUGACUGUGGCCACCCGGAGGACUGUCAGAAUCGCUGCUGCAACGCCAGCACAUGCCUUCUGGCCGAGGGGGCUGAGUGCGCCCAUGGCGCCUGCUGCCACGAGUGCAGGGUGAAGCCGGCUGGAGAGCCGUGCCGCCCCGCGAAGGACCAGUGUGACCUCGGCGAGCACUGUGACGGCCGGUGGCCCACAUGCCCCGAGGACGCCUUCAGGGAGAACGGCAUGCCCUGCCCGGGGGGCUACUGCUACAACGGGGCCUGCCCGACGUUGGCCCGGCGCUGCCAGGACUUGUGGGGGCCAGGCUCGCGGGUGGCUGUGGAGACUUGCUUCCGCUACAGCAUCUCCGAAGGCUGUCGGGCUGGGGUCCCCCUGCAGUCCGGCAGGGUCAACAGGUGCGGCACUCUCUUCUGCGAGGCGGGGCAGGAGCCCCCGGAUCGCGGAUACUGCAGCCUCACCACCUCCUCAGGCGUUUGCUGGGCUGCCGUCCAGGACGGCAGCACCGCGUAUGAGCCGGUGCCCAAGGGCACCAAGUGCGGUGAGGAGCAGGAGUGCAACCACAAGGGCCAGUGCCACUGCCACCCGGGCUGGGCCCCGCCCUACUGUGCAGAGCUGCUGUCCGACACGCACGCAGCCCCUGGGAGCCUCCGAACACAUGUGCUGGCGGGCGUGGGCGCCCUGGUGGUGCUGGUGCUGAUCCUGGUGGGCGUUCUCAUCUACUGCAAGGCCCGGAGCCCAGUCCGAAGGAGGAACGUGGCACCCAAGACUGCCAUAGGGCUCUCCAACCCCCUGUUCCACGAAGGGCUCAGCAAACCUGCGAAAGGCGGGGCUCAGGCUCCCCCCAGGGGCCCCCUAGAGCCGGCCCCUCCCUCCCAGCCCCCCAAGCCCACAGAUUCCUCAGUGAUCUCUAAGCGACCACCCCCUGCCCCUCCAGCCGCCCUGGCCAGCCCGCCGUCCCCUCUUCCUGUGUACCCCCCGCAGGCCCCGGGCCAGCAGCUCAGACCUGCUCCUCCCGCCAAGCCCCUUGCGGUGCUGAAGCCAAAGCAGGUCAUCAAGCCGACCUGCGCUCCCCCGGUGCCACCCGUCAAGCCUGGAGUGAGAGGGGCCCAGCCUGGACCCACUCAGGUUGCUCUGAAACCCCCUGUCCAGAGGAGGUGAUGGGGCCCAAGCUCAAAGCACCCUGAGGGGUGUGGUCCCGUGACCUCGCCAGCAGCAGCGAGAUGCAGCCGCCUGGCCCCAGGCCCUCCACCCGCUCAGGGGCUGAGUCCUCUCUGAACUGUCCUAAGAGAAGAGCCAGCUCCCCAGGGCCAAGACCACGCUUCCGUGUCUCAAGGUCACAGCCUAGCGCCUCCGGACCCGGGACUCCCUGGCUGGGCCCAGGACUCCCAGCUGGGCCAUCGGCUGCUGUCCUGACCUGGGGAAGGAGGUUGGGGGAGGCCAGCCCCUCCUCCACCGCGUGUCUUCAGACCGCCACUGGUGUCUUAUCUGGUACCUGAAAACCUCAGGUGCACAUUUAGCAGGGCUCAAAAAUCUCAGGUGCACAUUUAGCAGGGCUCAAAAAUUUAAUAAAAUGUUUAUAUUUUACGAUUAA
Odocoileus virginianus texanus is the source of this 2722-nucleotide messenger RNA. The record is from RefSeq and is a predicted model, not a curated record. Lineage: Eukaryota; Metazoa; Chordata; Mammalia; Artiodactyla; Cervidae.